Molecule: messenger RNA, 1446 nt
Organism: Fusarium subglutinans
Lineage: Eukaryota; Fungi; Ascomycota; Sordariomycetes; Hypocreales; Nectriaceae
Product: CAR2-ornithine aminotransferase
Exons: 3
Coding region: 1-1446 (481 amino acids)
Cellular component (GO): cytosol
Molecular function (GO): pyridoxal phosphate binding; transaminase activity
Source: RefSeq, a predicted model, not a curated record
AUGGCGCCUACAAACAGUCUUCUCUACAAAAACUUUCAGAAACAUCCCGCGGCUCUUAUUGAGUCGACCGAGGGGAUUUAUCUCAACACUAGCGAUGGGCGCAAGAUUCUAGACGCUACGAGCGGAGCGGCUGUUGCGUGUCUGGGCUAUGAUAACAAGGACGUUCAGAAAGCUGUUGUAGAGCAGCUUGUGAACGUUCCGUAUUGUCAUCCCGGCUUUUACAAGACGCAGGCUGCGGAAGAUCUUGCGGAUUUUCUUGUCGAGUCUACCGAUGGCCAAAUGUCCAAGGCUGUUCUUUGCGGUUCAGGAUCUGAAGCUGUCGAAGUCGCGCUCAAGCUCGCGAAAACGCACUUUUCGCAUCUCGCUAUUCCUCAGACUGAACGGAGCCACUUCAUAGCUCGUGUGGGAGCCUGGCACGGCGCUACGCUCGGUGCGCUGACGCUGGGCGACUUCAAAGUACGAAAAGAUCCGUUCGUGCAGUUGAUCUCGCAGAAUUCUUCGCGCGUAUCGGCGUGUAGCUCGUACAGAGGACAGCGUGACGGUGAAUAUGACGAGGCGUAUGUUGCGCGUCUUGCGCAAGAGCUCGAUGAUGAGUUUCUGAGGAUCGGGCCCGAGAAGGUCUGCGCUUUCGUGGCUGAGACUGUCGGGGGGAGUGCGAGUGGCUGUGCUAUGCCGCUGAAGGGAUAUUUCCCUGCUAUGAAGGCUGUUUGCGAGAAGUAUGGCGCCCUUCUUAUUCUUGACGAAGUCAUGUGUGGAAUGGGUCGUACGGGUACGCUUCAUGCUUGGGAGCAGGAAGAUGUCGUUCCUGAUAUUCUCGUCGUCGGAAAGGGUCUUGGUGCGGGAUACGCUCCUGUCUCUGCCGUCAUGAUCAACUCUAAACUCGUCGAGUCAUUUCAAAAGAGCGGCAAAGGUUUCGCCCACGGCCAAACCUACAUGGCCCAUCCCCAAGCCGCAGCCGCCGCCCUCAAAGUCCAACAGAUCAUCCGCGACGAAAACAUGGUAUCGCACGUCCGUUCCAUGGGCGCAUAUCUCGGCACCAAGCUCAAAGAGCGCCUCCUCCCGAUGCCAUACGUCGGCGACAUCCGCGGGCGCGGACUCUUCUGGGCCGUUGAAUUCGUGACCAACAAAAAGACCAAGACACCCUUCCCGUAUGAUCUCGGGCUCAACGGGCUGUUGCACUCGCGCGGAAUGAGCGCUGGGUACGAGAUCGCGCUGUUUAACGCUAAUGGCGGGUAUGAUGGGUACAGUGGAGAUCAUUUUCUGAUCUGCCCGCCUUUUAUCGUGUCGAAGGAGGAUGUUGAUGAGAUUGUGGAGAGGACGGCGAGGGUGGUGGAGGAUACGUUUGAGGAGUUGGGUAACUCGGCGGUUUGGGAGAAGAUUACCCUGCAGAUGGAGAUUGAUGAGGUUGAGGUCAAGCCGGUUGGGGCUAUGGUUGCUGCGCAGUGA